AUGGCGCCUCAGCAGCCUCAAGGCCUCUGCCUCGCCUCGGCCAGCCCCGCACAUCUGCUUUUGCUACCUUGUGCCCUUGCAGCUUAUGCUGACCACAAGCAAGUCGCGCUCCGCCGGGUUGCAGCCCGCCUCUCAUGCCAGGGCGCCCAUCGCGUCCCCGUCCCGUGUCCCGUGUCCCGUGUGCGAAAGCAGAGGCCGAGGGGCGAGGGGUGUCGGGGGCUCGGGGUUUGGUUUUUUAUUCAAAAUUGGUUUGGGUUGUCGAACACAGAUGCAUUUGGGGAGCAGGGAAGAGCUGCUAAAAACCAAUUUUCUGCUGUUCCACCAAAUUCUGCAGUCAGUAUGGAUGUGGGAUUAGUUUCAUUAAAGCCAGUAGUUGAUGUUACAGGAGAUUUGAAAAUAUCUGUUAGUAUUAUACUGGCUUAUUUAACUUCCUCCUUUUAUGGUAUUUCACUUGCAGAACAGGAAAAAGAAUCAUGGGAAAUGAGUGCCCAUGAAAAGUUAGAGGCUGCAGAGAAAUCAAAAGUUGCUGGCAACGACUUAUUCAAGAUCGGGAAGUUUCAAAGGGCUGCAAACAAGUAUAACAAGAGAGGUUAUGUUAAUGAGGAUGGACAUUUUGAAGAUGAACCUGAAAAGUUAAUUAAAACUUUGAGAGUAUCCUGCUGGUUAAACCAUGCAGCAUGCUGCCUUAAACUGAAGGAUUUUACCCAAGCAAUUAGCUUGUGUUCAAAGAUUUUAGAAAUUGAGUCUUGCAAUGUGAAGGCUUUGUAUCGGAGAGCACAAGCUUAUGGUGAACUGUAUGACCUGGAAUUAGCCAAGACAGAUGUAUUGAAAGCACUGGAAUUGGAUCCUAACAACAAGGAGGUGAAGUUACUUCAAGCAAAUCUGAAAAAGCUUCAGGUGGAGCGUAACAAGGUGGACGCAAAGAAGCGCAAGGUUGAAAAUUCAAGUCACAAUGAAGAAGCGAAGAACGUUGACGCGGAGAAAGCAGAAGUGGUCAAAGAGUUGUAG
Molecule: messenger RNA, 1008 nt
Organism: Miscanthus lutarioriparius
Lineage: Eukaryota; Viridiplantae; Streptophyta; Magnoliopsida; Poales; Poaceae
Source: the annotation of a GenBank genome assembly